Molecule: messenger RNA, 2626 nt
Organism: Pocillopora damicornis (cauliflower coral)
Lineage: Eukaryota; Metazoa; Cnidaria; Anthozoa; Scleractinia; Pocilloporidae
Product: U2 small nuclear ribonucleoprotein auxiliary factor 35 kDa subunit-related protein 2-like
Biological process (GO): mRNA splicing, via spliceosome
Cellular component (GO): U2AF complex
Molecular function (GO): metal ion binding; RNA binding
Source: RefSeq, a predicted model, not a curated record
CUAAGAAGGAAGAAGUCCUGGGAACUAGUAUUAUCCUAGCGAGGUAAACAGUGGCAAGCCUGGGGCUGACGAUUCCUCAACAUGGCGGUCGAAGAGCACGAGGAAGAUGAGGAGUCGAAGAAAGAUUGUCAACAAAAACAGCCUGUUAAGCUCAGCCACAAACAGUUUAGAAGGCUUGUCAAAAAGGAAAGACGGCGCCAGAAAAGACAAGAAGCAGCUAAGAAGAGAGAACAGGAGGAACUUGAAGAAAAGUGGAGAAUAGAAAAUGAUCCCAUAUUAAGGGCUAAGGUAGAGGCAAAGGAAAGAGCGGAAAAGAAGAGAUUGUUGGAAGAAGAAGAGGAAAGAAAAACUCAGCAUCACUUGUGGUUGGAAAGGGAAGCUAUUGCACAAGAAAGAUUCAGAAAGAAAAAAGAGGAUGAAGACAGAAAGUUGAGAGAAAAAUUGGAACAAGAGGAAAGAAUCAAGAGAGAGUGGGAAGAGGAACAGAAAAGGGAGAAGGACAAGGAAGAAAGGAAACAACAGGAAAUCAAAGAGAAAGAGGUGAUAUCACUGUUGAUGGAUUUGGUUAUUCACUGGUGUUCCAGGCACCAUCCUCGACCCAACUCCAGUGUAACUCUAAUGAUUCCUGGCAUGUACAACGACAUUCGUCUGUCUCAAUCCAUGCUUGACGAGGCUGACCAAGAUACAAGUUUAGAGUACGACGAAAGGGAUACUUUUGAAAGUUUCAAGCAGUUUUACCAAGACACUUUGCCGGAGUUUAGAAAGGCCGGCACUGUUGUACAAUUUAAGGUGUGUUGUAACUUCGAGCCUCACUUGAGAGGGAAUGUCUACGUGCAGUUUUCUAGUGAAGAGGAAUGCGCCAAAGCCUAUGCAAUGUUUAACGCCCGUUGGUAUGCAUCAAAGCAGCUCUCAUGUGAAUACUCUCCUGUCACCAAGUGGAAGUCAGCAAUAUGCGGACUUUUUGGGCGCAACCGAUGUCCAAGAGGCAAAAACUGCAACUUCCUGCAUGUAUACCGCAACCCAGGAGAUGAGUUCGAUUACAGAGAGGACUUGUCACCAACCCGCACCCCAUUCAACGGUGGCCGGGCUUCCGAGAGAUCCGAGAGAAGCUGGUGGCGUGAUCACUGGAGAAGACGCAGAGAUCUAAAUCGAGACAGAUCGCGGGAUAGAGACUGGGAACAAGACAGGCACAGAAAGCGAUAUGAUAGGGACCAGAGCCGAGAGAGAGAUGAUGAACGCGGCCGGCAUCGGAGAAGAAGUAGGGAGAGAGAGCGCAGUAAACAAACAGACAAAGAAGAGAACAGGGAACUAAGAACAAAAAGGAGAAACUACAGUGAUGACGACGAAAGCGAAGGGGAAACAGAAAACAAUGAAAGACUGUCUCCUAUUGUUGGUGAAAGUAAUACAGAAAUUGGCAGCAGGGACGGUGAGCAGCAACACGAACUAACAGAGAAGCCAGCAGACCGAAAGCGGAAGCAUCAUUCAUCGGACAAGCACAGCCAUCGACGAAAAUCCAAGAAGAAACACAAACACAAAAGCGAACGGAAGAAAAAGAAAAAACGACGCUACAAGGGUGAGCGCGAAACUAGCAGUACAGAAAGCGACAACGAUCAGGAUGAACAUUAGUCUUUCGUUUAAAUUAUGUACCAGAAACUCGUUCUUCAACGAAGUAAUAGAAUUUAUGUUCUCGUUGUCGGGCACUCGGUGAGCAGUUGCCGGGAAGGUUUGGUUACCAAUUCUUAGUGGUCCUAAUGAGGUGAACGAUUGAAAUAGUUUCCCAUUUCAUUUUACAACCGACGAUGACCAAAAGUAGAAGCCUUAUUUCUACUGAAUAACGCUAAUCAAAAAGGAAAUUGAUAGUUUGCUGUUUUUCAUGGCUGUUGUAAUACUCUGAUUAAUUUGUGGCGAUGCGCAGUUUGUGGCCACGCCUAGUUUUCAGAAAUGUGUGGUUUUUGCUUGUGAGAGAAAUUAGAGCGUACGAAGUGGUUCGCAGUGGAUGCCGCAUCCGGUACCAAGUUGGGCGUAAUUUGAUCCUGUUUGUGAACAAAAAAGUUAUCUUUUACGCAAAUGCAAGCAUAAAACUGUACUUGUUCUCUGGACUAUUCUUGUACUGUUAUUUCACUUGGAAAGUUUAUUUAACGCCUCUAUAUGCGUUAAAUUCCAAGGAGGGGCCACAUUUAAAGCAGCGUUAAAUUCAGCGGUUAACACGGAACAACGGUGCCAGAAUUUUUGUAGUGUCUAAUUUCGGGUCUUGGCUCUUGGCUCUUGGUUUCUUCAGACUGUCCUGGAUUUCGAAUGGUGCUUCAUCAUGGGCGACACCUAAGGGUACUGCCAAUUCUGGGAAGGUAGAUAAGUUUGGGCAGCAUCUUGUUAUGCCUUAGAUAUGGGUGGGCGAUAAGCUCCGGUUCCCAUCCUGGGUUUCAGUAGCUUUUUUUCUCUAGUAACACCUAAUAAAUAGGAAAAUCUAUUGAAUCGUUCACGUAUUGUCGCCAUAUGCUCGACAAGAAUACGUCUCGAUUACGUUCAAUGAAAAUGUUGGACCACACUUAAUUGACCUCUAUUUCUUCACUGUUAAGCUCAGUGAUGUCAAACAGGGAAUUUUAUUAACAAAGUGUUUGGAAUCAAG